Prorocentrum cordatum is the source of this 930-nucleotide messenger RNA. Lineage: Eukaryota; Dinophyceae; Prorocentrales; Prorocentraceae. The record is from the annotation of a GenBank genome assembly.
GCCGAGACCCCUGACAGAAGGGAGAAGGAACCCGCGAAGGAGAAAGACAAGAAGUCCGAGGCCGCCCACAAAGACUCGAGGCGAAGCAACGUCGAGAAGGACAAGGCCAACCGAAAGGCUUCCGAGAAGGCGCACCGGAAGCGCGACAGGAGCAGGAGCAGGAGCAGGAGCAGGCAGAGGAGGCCGAGCGCCAGAAGGAAGGCGGCCAACACCAGGGGGAGCGGCAGAGAGAAGGAGAGGAAGCGCGAGACUGACAGGAGACGUAGCAGAAGUCGCAACCGGCGCCCGAGCUCGAGGACGAGGCGGAGCGCCGGCCGCGACCGGAGGCGCAGCCGGGAGCGGCGGCGGAGCCGGAGCAGCCGCAGCCAGCCCCGCAGGGGCGCCUCUGGUCGCCGCGGCGGCCAGGCGAGCAGCCCGGCCAGGCCGCCGCGGGAACCCCCGCCGCCGGAGCCCAAGGAGCCCGCGGGCGGCAUGCGCGGGUGGGCGUCCGACGCGGAGCCGGAGGAGAAGCGGGCGGGCGAGCCGCGUGUCCCGGACGAGGACGCCGACGAGGCGGCGCGGCAGCGGAAGAAGGUGCAGGCCGAGGCCAAGCAGAAGAUGGAGGAGGAGUUCAACCGGAUCCGGGAGGAGGAGAAGGCGAGGAAGGCGGCGGAGGAGCUCCGGGUGCGGGAGGAGGAGGAGAAGGCGGCGCAGGCGCGCAGGGAGGCCGAGGAGCGCCAGGCCGCCGAGGAGGCCGCGCGGAGGGCGGCCGCCGAGGCCGUCGAGCGCCGCGUCGCCGAGGAGCGCAAGGCCACCGCCGAGGCGGAGGAUGCCGCGAGUCUGGGCGCCGCCGUCGCCGGCUUCUCGGUGCAGCUCUUCCUCCGCCUGGGUGCCGAUCUGACCAGCGAGAUUGCUCACGGUCUGGUCAAUAAUGUGUCCGAUUUUCCUUAG